CAAUGGCGUGCCGCGGUGGGCGGGGCCAGGCGGGCGCGGGGAGGGCAGCGAUGGCGCUGAGCGGGGCCAUGAGGGCGGCGAGGGGCAGGUGUGCUCGGGUGCUGAGCUCAGUGCCACCCGCGGCGGGCACAGCUGCUACCAGGGGCACAGGCGACACCAGGGGCACAGGUGGCUCCCCGGGCACAGGUGACACCAUCUUCGCGCUGUCCUCGGCGCCGGGGCGCUGCGGCGUGGCCGUGAUCCGGGCCAGUGGGCCGGGCUGCGGGGCCGCCCUGCGCAGCCUGGCCGGGACCCCCGGGCUGCCCCCGCCCCGUGUCAUGGCCCUGCGGCGCAUCCGGGACCCCCAGACGGACGAGAGCCUGGACAGGGGGCUGGUGGUGUGGUUCCCAGGGCCCCACAGCUUCACCGGGGAGGACUGCGCUGAGCUGCACGUGCACGGGGGGCCUGCCGUGGUCAGCGGGGUGCUGCGGGCCCUGGGCCGUUUGCCGGGGCUGCGUCCGGCCGAGCCAGGCGAGUUCACGCGCCGGGCGUUUGCCCACGGCAAGCUGGACCUGACGGCGGCCGAGGGCCUGCGGGACCUGAUCGGGGCCGAGACGGAGGCGCAGCGGCGCCAGGCGCUCCGGCAGCUCGAGGGGGACCUGGGCCGGCUCUACCAGCGCUGGAGCCACGCCCUCACCCAGGCGCUCGCCCACCUGGAGGCCUACAUUGACUUCAGCGAGGAUGACAAUGUGGAGGAAGAGGUUUUGGCCCAAGUGGCUGUCACCGUGCGGGCGCUGCUGCAGGAGCUCCAGGGCCACCUGCGGGACGGGCGUCGGGGGGAGCUGCUGCGGGGGGGGGUCCGGGCCGUCAUCGCCGGCCCCCCCAACGUGGGCAAGAGCAGCCUGCUCAACCUGCUCUGUCGGCGCCCGGCCGCCAUCGUGUCCCCCACGGCGGGCACCACCCGGGACGUGCUGGAGGUGGCCCUGGACAUUGGGGGGUACCCGCUGGUGCUCAGUGACACCGCGGGGCUGCGCCAGGCCACCGACCCCGUGGAGCGCGAGGGCGUGGCCCGGGCACGGGCCCGGUUGUGCCAGGCUGAUCUGGUGCUGGCAGUGCUGGAUGCCACCUCGGUGUCACCCACGCCGGUGGCUCUGGGGGCGGCGCUGGCGGCGCUGGAGCCGCCCCCGGGCACCCCCUGCGUGCUGGUGCUCAACAAGGCCGACCUGCUGGGGGGGCACGGGGGGUCCCCGAGUGCCACCGGAGCCCAGGGACCCCCUGCCACCCUGCUGUCCUGCAAGACGGGCGAGGGGCUGGAGGCGCUGCUGGAGCUGCUGGCACAACAGCUGGCACAGCUGUGCGGGGAUCCCCUCCUGGGCUCUCCCAGCCUGACUCAGAGCAGGCACAGCCGCCACCUCGGGGCGUGCGCGGCGGCCCUGGAGCGCUUUGGGGACCUUGGGGACAGUGGGGACCUGGCGGUGGCAGCCGAGCAGUUGCGGGUGGCACGGCGGGAGCUGGGCAGGAUCACUGGGCACGUGGGCGCCGAGGAUAUCCUGGAUAUCAUUUUUAGGGAUUUUUGUGUGGGGAAGUGACAGUGGCACUCCCUGGGGUGUGGUGUCACCAGGAUUAAACCGUGGUGCCUUUGGUGUUGUCCCCUCGCUGGUGGCCGUGUCUGGGAGUGUGUCCCAAGCCCCAAAUGUGGGGAAAAAAAAACCCUGAGAAAAGUCCCAAUUCCUGGCCAGGGGGACAAACCAGGAGCUGGACGGGAAAAGCCACCCCUGGUGUUCCCAUUUGGGGUGUCCCCAUCCCCAAUGUGACAUGGGGCACAUCCCUAUGCCCUCUAACCCCAAGGAUCCAGCCUGAGGGGUUUGAGAACCCCAGGAUCCAUCCCAAUCCAUGGAAUUCCCCCAAACCGUGGCAGAUGUGGGCUCUUGCUGGUGCUCUGCCACCCCAAAAAUGGUGGCAUCUCCUGGGGACACCCCUGUGCCACCCCCCUGUGCCAUCCCCUGGGCGGGAGCUCGGGAAGCACCUGGUGCUCCGAGAUUAUCCAUGGAGGAAUUCCAGGAAAUCCUCUGGCAGUGCCUGAGGCCCCCCCGGACCUUCAGGGACAGUGAGAUUUUUGUCACCCUUGUCACUUUUGUCACCACGGUGCCACCCUGGGGCUGGGCAGGAGGUGGGGGGGUGGUGGCAUCGCUACCCAGGAGGUGGCAGUGCCCUUCUCCUGGCACAGACACAGCUUGGGGGACACUUGGGAUGGGGAAAGGGACAAGGGACACUCCGGGAGGCCUUGGUGGCGCCUGGCGUGCGGGCAGGGACGGCGGGGCAGGAAAAGGAUUUUCCACAGGAAACGCAGCCGUAAAUCCCAGGAAUAAAUCCUGGGAAUAAAUUCCUGCCCCACUCCGGGGGGGCCCAGGGGGACAAGGACAGCCUGGUCCCUCAUCCUUUGGGGACAAGGACAUCCCUGUGCCUCGUCCUUGGGCA
Passer domesticus (house sparrow) is the source of this 2457-nucleotide messenger RNA. RefSeq names its product GTP binding protein 3, mitochondrial (gene GTPBP3). Gene Ontology annotation, cellular component: mitochondrion; cytoplasm. Gene Ontology annotation, molecular function: GTPase activity; protein binding; GTP binding. The coding region runs from base 3 to 1568 and encodes 521 amino acids. Lineage: Eukaryota; Metazoa; Chordata; Aves; Passeriformes; Passeridae. Gene Ontology annotation, biological process: tRNA wobble uridine modification; tRNA methylation. The transcript has 9 exons. The record is from RefSeq and is a predicted model, not a curated record.